GACUGCGCGCCUCCCACUCCUUCGCGUAGCACGGCGCUGAUUGACAGUUGGCGAACGACUGCGGACGGCGCAGGAUCUAAAACCGCGCUAGGCGCUGCUUUCCACGCUCGCUCGCUCCGCUCUUCUCUUACCCGUGGAUCUACUCUCGGUGCUUUUUCGUGGGGGAAGAACUCGAAACACGCAUAUUCCCGUGGCUGCCUUUGCCCGCCGGCCCGCGCGCAAUAUAUACACCAACCUUCCACCUUCUGUCCGCCGGAGUUACGAGUGGCACACGCAGUAGUAGUUACGGUUAGGGAGGUGGGUCGGCCACCGUCUCGCGGACAGCUCUCUCGCGCGUCACCUCUUCUCUCACUCCUCUGCGUGACCGGUUCGUUCGUUCAGUAAUCGCCGCGAGGAGGAACGCGCUUCUUCUUCCGCCGCGAACACUCCGCUUCGAGGACGCGUACUCCGCUACGUUUUUCCACUUCGCACUCGCGUGGAGAAUAAUUCCGCCGAUAGUAUUUCUACCUACGUAGAAAGCGCGAACGGGUUUGUUGUUCGGUGUGUCUGUCUAUCGUGCAACAUCUUGGAACGAGGAACGAGCUGUCACGAAAGGAGCUCUAUUCCGGACCGCGACGACGCAACAUUCGCAAACAAAGAGAGAGAGAGAGAGAGAGAGAGAGAGAGAGAGAGUGAGAGAUACAUCACAUCAUCACCGGCGCCACCGAUUUUUCGUUCGUGUCGCGUAAACACACGCGGUCGCGGGCGAACUUGGCCAUCUCGAAACGCAUCGGAUCGACUGCCGCAGUGGACUGUUCGUAGUGCUUGUGCCAUCGACACACAAUCCUUUGCUCUCUAGUUGAUCAUUCACCGUCCGGUAGAGAUAUCACAUCUCGUCGUGAUAUCUAACGAUAUCGACUCGUCGCACCGAGUGCGUUCUCCGGUGCUUGCAAAGUUUUUUCGGGACGGCAGUGUGUCGCGCGCGCGAUCGACGGUCACGCGAGUCACGCCGUCCGCCUGUAUGCUCCGUUUUGUUUUCCCUGCAACGUUCUCUUUCUCUCCUCGUCGGGACGAAACUUCGACGAUAACCUUGAUUUCGCGCCAAUACUCAACGUUGAUAACAGAGGAUGUAAACGUGUUCCCUCCCGUUCAGUGGCGUACGCAAUAAGGCAAAUCUCUCUUGUGUUUACACGCGAACGUGUCGUUCUGUAUGAAACAUCUGUGUGAAACAAUAAUAAUCAGUGACAACCGACGAGAUUACUCUCCGACGGCCAACGGCGGACAACCGUUUCGGAGCAGGAGCAGCAACGAGAGAAUUAUCCGUGAUAACUGGAAAUCGUGGUGAUACUUUGUGGUGUUGAAAAAAAAAAAUAAGUUAGUUUUCGUAAAAAAGGCAGCGGUGAUCGUGAAUCCGUCGGGAAAAGCGGAAAGUAGUAGUCUCUAGUUUUUCGUGUCCUGUAUCGGUGAAGUUCCACGACCGCGAGAGACUUCGCUUCUCUCGUUCUUUGUUUUUUUUUUUUUUUUUGGAACACGCCAGCGUCGCAGUGAGAGAGAAUAGAUGAGAGACCACGUGUCGGGCAAAGCGAGAAAGUGGAUGGUAUAAUGUCGCGAGACUGACGAUAUACGGAGGAGGCACGCUCUGUGAGUGUUGUAGUUCAACGGAACUUCCGGCGGUGUGACCGGGACAAUGAGGAAGCACGUGUGUCCGGCCGUAGCCGUGGUCCUGCUGCAGCGUUCAACCGCGCGUGCCGAGCUCUGCUGACGCUCGCUUCGAUUUCUCGUCGUCAAACAGAGCGUCUCGUAUCGCCGGUCGACUCGGAUCCGGGGAUCGUCGAGAACCGACGGAGCCAGCAGCAACUGGUUCCAGUAGUGGUUCAUCUGAUCAAGAACAGUCUCGUGGAACAGUCUCGCGUGGAGGUGUCGUGCGUGGUCCAUCUGUUUCCUUGCGGACCGUCGGCCACUAUCCUGUCCGUCGAACCGCCAGGCCAAGAAGGUACUUGGAAUUUUGGAGCCAUCGCAGCGAAGAAUCCAGCGAGGAAUCGUUCGACGAAGGCGUAGAUAUAAUCCGCGAGUCCUCUGAGUGUGACGAACGGGAAACGGGCAAACCGAUCGCCGUGAUAAGGCGAACCGAAAAGUGGAGAAGCCAGUGUGUGUGAAGUGUUCGAGGUUACUUGCUUAUACUGUGGGAAAAUACAGCCGCUACGGUGGCUCAGCACGCAGAGUUCCCCGGCGCGGCCAGGGCGUUCAUGGCGCAGCCAAGGUAUGACGAUGGCGGGCUGCACGGGAGUUACCUCGAGGGCGGAGGUGGCGGUGGUGGAGCAGGACUGUACGAUCCACACGGGAGUGCCCGGGGUGUACCUGGACUCCAUCACAGUCCUCACAUCGGCAGUAUGGGGCCUGCACAUCCCCAGUACCCACCGCCUCCGCCGCAGCCACCCCAGCACGUUCUCGCGGCGGCAGCCGCGGCUGCUGCGUCUGCGGUACCCGAUGUCCACAAACGCGACAAAGACGCGAUCUACGGACACCCCUUGUUCCCGCUUCUCGCGCUGAUCUUCGAGAAGUGCGAACUGGCGACGUGUACGCCGCGUGAACCUGGUGUCGCUGGCGGUGACGUCUGCUCGUCAGAAAGCUUCAACGAGGACAUCGCCGUCUUCUCCAAACAGAUCAGACAAGAGAAACCCUACUACAUUGCGGAUCCGGAGGUGGACUCGCUGAUGGUACAGGCGAUCCAGGUCCUCCGGUUUCACCUCCUCGAGCUCGAAAAGGUCCACGAACUGUGCGACAACUUCUGCCACCGGUACAUCAGCUGCUUGAAAGGGAAAAUGCCGAUCGACCUAGUGAUCGACGACAGGGAGAGCUCGAAACCGCCGGAAAUAGGGAACGGUCUGGACGGUGGCGGACCGAGGAGCACCGCGGACAGCACCAGCCACACGGACGGAGCCAGCACACCGGACGUCGUGAGUACCUCACCAUCGUCAACGUCUUACUAUCCGCACGACGCGAUCACCCCUCACCAUCACCACCACCACCACCACCAUCACCACCAUCACCAUCAGAGCCAGAAUAAUAAUAACAAUAAUAAUAAUAAUCACGCCGGUAUCGGCAGUACCGCCACUACCACCCCCCUGCAACUGAGCCAAAACCAAAGCCAAAACCACCACCCUGCGCCGCAGUCGAACACCACCACUACUACUGCUAUUACCCCAAGUAGCGCCGCCACAACUCCCAACUCCCUAAAGCGUACGCACCAACAGAUGAUGAUGGCAGCCGCGGCGGCAUCCGCGAUGGCCACCUCGCCGCACGCAGCCGCAUCCGCGCCCCCAGCGCACGCGCACGCCGCCCUCGCCGCCUACCACAGCAUCAGCUCGGCCGUUUAUCCGUGCUCGUAAUAGACGACGCGACUUCCGUGCCGAUACCGCGAGACCUUUUUCUUUUCUUAUCCCCUUAUGUAUGCUUCUUUUCUUUUCUUUUCUUUUCUUACCCUCUCGACUCUCAACUCUUCUUCCAUCUCUGUCACCGUUACUCGCUCACGCGUUACUUACUCUCAUUACCAUCUCUACUUUUUCUUCUCCUUCUUCUUCUUCUUCUUCUUCUUAUUUUUCUUUCUACGAUCCUUAUCCAUAGUUCAUACGCUGUCUGGCGUUUCUUCGUCGUUUAAACCAUGGUCUUUCUUCGAGAUCCCCUUUCCUCUUGAUCCGCUGUGAAAGUCGACGGGAACCGAAUGUUCUCUGGAAAUUCCUUUGCCUCGUGAUCAGCCCUCUGUGGCCUUUCGAGGCGAGGGAUUUUGCGAAAUUUGCGGCCGGUGAGCCGUGCGUCGCGAUGGUUCGAUCGCGACUGACCGCGGCGGCAACCACCGCGAACGCGCACAGCGUGCCCUCUUCGUUCGUCCUCGUGGCACGAGGUCACGUGCAGACACACGUCCGCGAGGCAAGAUGUACACUACCUGAAACAAACUCUGUUCGUACCACGUUCUUUCUUCGUCUUCCUCUACUCUUCUCUUCUCGUUCUUCUUUUCUCGAAUCUCAACUGUCUCUCGAACCGAGAGGGGAAAAUCUCGCGUCUCGGGGGUUGCAACGGUGUCCACGAACAUCCGGUCGUGAGAUCACGGUGACGAAAUGCGAUUGGCCGCGAAUUGUUGGACUGGCGCUACUUGUCGGCAUUUUCCAGUACAUUUCGUAGCAUAGUGUCUCGUACUGCUCCGAGCGAAGGACCAGUGUUAUUCUGUUUGGCACUUGGCUGGCUUUUGAGUUCAUUCACGAUCCGUUUCUCUCUGUCUUGUUUCUUUCUUUCUUUUUUUCUUUUUUUUUUUUUUUUACUUUCACUCUCUCACUAUUUCUUUUUUUCUGUAUAUCUCUCUGUCUGUCUUUCUCUCUCUUAAAUGUUGCUCAAGCCGUGGAGGAAGAGUCGCUCGACUCACGUCAAUCGUACGUAACACGAUUUAACACACGAUCUCAGACAUUCUUCCUUCGAGGGCUCGCUCCGCGUCGGUUCAGCCGGCGAAUCUCCGCAAGAUUUCACGCUCUGUCUGAGGCUUCGCGUCUCGCAGCACGCGAAUUUCUUCGUACAGAGAGAAAUUCUCCUAUACGGAAAUACCAUAUCGGUGUUGGCCAAACUUCGAAACAAGUUCGCUCUCUCUUUCUCUCUCUCUCUACGGUCGGUUAUGUAAGAUCGCGGCGUGCUAGCGAGAAAGAACGCUUCUAAAUUCGUCCCGAGCCAGAGAACACCAGCCCGUCCGAUGACAUCGAUUUUCGGCUGGUGUUCCGCUUUCAAAACACGUCCGGAGGUAUCGUCGCCCCUCCGAGACCGCCUUUUCGAGGUCCAACCAGUCACGAUGAGCUAUUAUAGCCGAACGGCGCACCUUAUGCAACCGAUUCUGCGUCUCGUCUUCGUUGUUCUGGGUCGCUUGCGCUUCGUCUUCUUUCUCUUCUUCCUCGUCUCUGGUCUCGAUCGCGAGCGAUCGUUACGCUGGCACGUGGUUCGCGAGCCACGUGCUCCGAAGAGCCAAGACUAGCUCUUUCUUUCUUUCACUCGCUCUGUACUUUCUUUACCUCCCCACCUUUUCACCUUCUGUUCUCCAGAAAGCGUGCAAGGUCUCGCGCGGCGCGGCACAGCGCGCAGAACUUCAGUAGGCAAACACGGGCAUUAUAGCGAAGGAAACGGCCGCGUUAGGGCGCCGCUGGAGAAGGUCGUUAGGUGAGAAACACACGUUCGAAAGGGCACGCGACGAACAGUUCUGUAAAGGCAGGCCGUUUAGGUAGGUCGUUUGCUCGAAUCUCGCGUGAUUCGUCACUGCUCGAAACAUUUCUUUUAGUCACAUCGUGUCGAUGUUCACGAUCUCUACAUCACCCUUUAAUUUUCGGACAUGUAAACGUCUACGGUCGUAGGUUUGCAAUUUUUUUUUUUUUUUUUUUUACGUCGACGACGUAACAGACAUUAUUUUAUCAUUGUUUUAUUUUAUACUGCAAAACGAUCGACAAUUUUUUUUUUACUUCUCACAAUGUGACGAAUGACAGACGUCUGUCUUAACCUUCCAUUAUCCUAGUUUUCUGUUUUCUUUCUCUUGUUUGUCUCCCAAAUUCCGAGUUUUCGGCCCCGCGGAUCGCCCGAUCGGCAAUACCGCGAGCGUUUGGGUACGACCGGCGUUGGGGAAAUCGCACGGGGGGGGGGGAAGGUAUCGCGCGUAUCGCGAGUCACCGUGCGUGCCAUCGGAAAGAAAAGAAAAGAGAAGAAGAGAAGGGCGAGGAAUGCUGAGUGUCAUUGCUGAAUCGAACUAUUAAUUAAUCGUGAUCGGGAUAUACGUAAUAGGAUGUAAGGCUUUCAACGCGUGACAAGAUGACACUUUCUGUCUAUUUUUAAACGGGAUAAUUCUAGUUCGAGUUUACUUCUAAUUUAAGGAACGCGCGCGUGCAAACGACGUGUAACGACGACGAGAGCGUGAGUGAAGCGCGAAUGCGAGAGAAAGAGGCGAGAGUGGACGAUGGGACUGACUCGUGAUGUGAAUUACUUAACGGUGGUAGUCGUAUUAUAGUUUCUAACUUAUUAGUAGCUUCCGAUUAGUGUGGUUACCGGGCGGAAUAAUUGGUAAAGAGGAAAAAGAAAAAAAAAAAAGGACACGAAGGGAUAGUGUUGUUGAUUGUACGGCGAUAGAGCGGUCUUGACGAUGUCGCCCUGCUCAAAGUACACUUGAGAUAGAUCUUUGCGAGAGGCUCGUUCGCCGGGAAGAAUAUUCCUGUGACAUUAAAGGGAAGUGUACGCGGAUUCGACGUCAGAGAUCUAUCGAGAGUAUCUUGAGCAGGGUAGCUGUGGCGACGAUCGAAGAAACGAAAAAACGGGACUCGAUCUCGGAAUCGCGCGACGAACGAGAACAAAAACGAAGACACCCAGGCGGGGUGAGAACCGCGUGUGAAAACAGCGAGGAGAGCCGAGAGCCGAGCGAGAUGCCCAGAAGUCGUACGCGAUCGAACGAUCAUCACCAGAAAUACUAGGUCUCGGUACUCGUAACUAGGGAGUUGUGUGAGGUACAAGUCCUGGCCGGCAGGGCGCGUGAGGUCCACCCCCAAUCCCCGUACUUAAUAACCCUUGAAUUGCGAAUGACCCGUGAAUGACCAAAAAAAAAAAAAAAGAAAGAAAAAAAGAAAGAAAAAAUGAAACAAACGAAAAGUAACAAUUAACAGAGGAAACAGUGAAAAGAGAAAAAAAAAAACAAAAUAAGGCGAGGAAAUUUCCUGCAUACACGCCGAUAGGAAGAAGUAUCGAAAGAGGCAAGAGGAAGGAAGGAGCCGAACGAGCCCCCCAGCUGGUGCCCCGCAGUAAAACUCGAUUCUCGAGAGCUCCUUGACCCUGGAAUUAGCAUUUCCUACACGCGAACCGACACACAUGCAGCUCACUCACAUUCAAUCGCCUUUAUGAACACACGCACCUAUAAACAAAUACACAGGACACGGUCGUUAUGAAUCACAGGAGUACACGGGAUACUUUUGUGCGAGCGGAGACACACGCGAGCGUUUCAACGAAAUAGCCAGCGGACGCUGCUGCUGGGUACACGGGUCCACCGAUAUACGCAACGAUACACAUUCGCCAUCGGGGAGAAAUAAAUACACAAUUACCAUACAGAUACACAGAGCGUAUACGGGGAACAAACGGUUGGACGACAGGUCCAACACGGAAACAGGGCACGGAAGAGUGCAGGGCACCAGAUCAGGGAGGAGUCGUGCUCCGGCGUUCCUCUUUCACGUAGUCAGAUUAGAAUCAGAAAGAAAUAGAGACAGAGCACGAAAACCAGGAGAAGAACUAUUGAAACCAAAAAAAAAAAAAAAAGAAAGAUUAAAGUAAUGAGUAUACGUGAUACGAAGAUUUAGAGGACAGAAAAAAAUGCAAGGGUGUGUACGGAGGUUGGAAGGUGGGCUUCGGCACCAGUCGGUCGGAACCCUAGUUACGAGUGCCGAACCUAGGGUCGAGAGACCUUGAACACGGGUCUCUCGGCUUUUCUCCCUCCCCCCAAUGCCCCCCCCCCCAAGAAAAAAGAAAAAAAUAAAUAGGAACGACACACGAUGGAGUGUCGAACGAAGCACGGACAGUGCGACGGAAGUCGCCAUGUUUGAAGAGAGGGCAGAGUAAAAUAAGAAAAAGAAAAUAGAGAACCGCGAUGUUCUUUUCUUUUGUACGUAUUCUGCAUUACGUACUUACAACGACGCUCAAUUUUUACACUCUUCGCUCCUUCGAAAGAAAUGGAAAAAGAAAUCGACGUUUUCAUGUUACAAAUUUCGUUUGUACAUUCGUUUCUUCCGCCGCGUGAAUUUGUACGUUUUUACGUGUAGUUUUGUGAUUGUUUGUGAUUGUUUAACUCUUGUUUGUUGCGUCUUCCAGUUGAAAGAAUCGUUGAAAGUUUGUACUUCUCUCUCUUUUUUUUUUUUUUUUUUUUUUUUUUUUUUUGUAAAUUCUUUACGCGUUGUUCUUCUCGACACGACGAUGCUUCGUCGGAGAACUCUCAGUGUACUUAUUGUCGUUAUUUUUAAAAGUUCGGAGAGAGAAAUAUAGAAGAAAAAAGAACAUUUCUCGCUCGAUCGUCCGCGCGAGGAUUCGCUUCAAUUACGCUUAUCGAACGAUCGACCGGACGCACGUCACACGCGGAGCGUCUUCUCGAGCGCGUUCACGAGAUGAACCACGUGUUAGAAGAUGAUGAAACUGACGUGAAUACAUAGUGCCAUAGGUGCGGAGCAGGCGCUCACGCGUGCGCUCAGACUGUGUACUUAGUUAUCGUUAAUCAAAAAUCUUAUCAAACGAAUCGACGCUUCGAUGCGAAUGAAACGUGUAUCGUCGAUCGGCCACGGUCGCUCGAAAAUUGACUCGCUGUUACACGAACGAGACAAAUCAGUACGAACCUGAUUAUUUUUUUUCACCGACGAUCGCGGGUUACGUUCCUUGCAUUUACUCCACAAUUCGAUGGAAAAGUUCGUUCGACGAAUUAUCACGUUUCUUCAUUUUUUUUUUUUUUUUUUAAAUUAAUGUAGCUACUUAAAUUAAUGUAGCUAGUUCUACUUACAACGAAAGACUGACAACACACGCAUACACGCGGACAAUGACUGCAAGGAGAAUUUCGAAUUGAAAUUUAAUGCGUUUAGGGUUGAACGAGCUGUUCCAGCGACCGUGGAUAUUUUCAAUUUCGCGAAUGCGCGUGCGGAUCUCUGUUGCGACCGUGGUCGUCGAGUCGUUUCACGGAGAUGCACGCCCGAUGUAGCUUGCAUCUCACGUGCCCUGUACAUUUAUUAUUUUCGGGCGGACGCGGCUGGCCUCGACGAAGCUCGAGCUAGCGGCCGCGAGAGCGAAAGGAGGCGAUUCGAUCGUCACUCGAUCGAUUCCCUCCUUCUUGCCCGGGUGAGAAACAUCUCGAUUGUUUGUCGAGGGUGUCGCGUUUUAUACAUCUCUUCUUUCAUUUUCCUUUUUUUUUUUUCUUCUCCUCCUUUCGUCGACUACAUUCUACCAGCGUUCUCUGCGUACUUUGUUCCUUCUGUCUUUCUUUAUUUCUCUGUCGUUUCGCGCGUUUCGUCGAGACGAGACUCUUACACUUUUACCGCGCGACGAUAUGCGUGUUUACGCGCGCGAGUAGUCGAAUGAAAUACGAAUCACGUACGUUCGGACACUUACCGGGAGAUUACACGACACGCACGCGCAUAUACAGAUAUCGACGAAUGUACGAAGUGACAGGCAGCACACGAACAUACUCGGAGAACACACGUGUAUUCAGCGACGAAGAGAUGAGACACACACGCACACACCGUUUCAAUUAACCGACGAUGCAUAAUUGUAGACGCGCGUCAAAAGAGACCUCUCUGUCUCUCCAUCUUUCUCUCUUUCUUCCUCUCUCUCUCUCUUUCUCUCUGUUGUACACAUCGACGGACAUUGUGCAUGUAUGUGUGUUUACGAUUACAACUUUUACCUAAACGUAGACUUAAGAACAAAACAAAAAAAAAAAAAGA
Molecule: messenger RNA, 9455 nt
Organism: Frieseomelitta varia
Lineage: Eukaryota; Metazoa; Arthropoda; Insecta; Hymenoptera; Apidae
Gene: hth
Product: homeobox protein homothorax
Exons: 6
Coding region: 2226-3368 (380 amino acids)
Source: RefSeq, a predicted model, not a curated record